Bicyclus anynana (squinting bush brown) is the source of this 444-nucleotide messenger RNA. RefSeq lists its product as uncharacterized. The coding region runs from base 1 to 372 and encodes 123 amino acids. The transcript is spliced from 2 exons. The record is from RefSeq and is a predicted model, not a curated record. Lineage: Eukaryota; Metazoa; Arthropoda; Insecta; Lepidoptera; Nymphalidae.
AUGAAAUUCAUCGUAGUGCUCGCCGCUUUGGUUGCCGCAACCGCGGCUCUUCAACCUGCUCCCGUCAUCGUUGAAGACAACCAAGCAAUUGAUGAAGAAGUCCCCGAACUCAUCAACUUCCCCGCCCUCCCUGAAGCUGAUGAGCCCAUCACCGUCAACGUCCCCGGCGGACCAACUGUGAACAUUGUCAUCAACGUGAACACUGAACCACAACAGUUCGACGAAAUCGAACCCACACCUAUCCAGUUUGUCGACGAUGAAAUCGAACCCACACCCGUCGUUGUUGUCGACCACAACGACGAAGGAUCACUUGUGCAAGUUGUCGACCACGUUGAGGAUGACUUCCUUCCCGACCCAGCAGUCUACUACUAAAUACACACCAACUGAACAUAACAGCUGAUCGUUCAUGUGACGAAAAACAGCCACAGCCUAAUUUUAAUGUGU